AUGGAGACCAUCACCUUUAGAGUAGGCGACCACGACACCCAGUCGAUACCCAAUAUUAGGUACCUUGGAGUAGUCUUGGAUGCCCGACUAAAAUACAAGGAGCAUAUAGCUAGCGUCAGCAGGAAGGCAUCAGCAUUCCAGGGCGCGUUUUCACGGAUUGUGUCCAACAUCGGAGGCCCCAGGCAAACCCGGAGACGACUACUGGCAACUGUAGUCAGCUCCGUCCUGCUGUAUGGAGCACCAGUGUGGGAAAAAUCGCUGGAGAUAACAUCAUACCGCAAGACAAUGUUAUCAGUCCAGCGGCUCUCAGCGAUCAGAGUGGCGUUAGCAUACCGAACGGUAUCACACGACGCGGUCAAUGUCGUUGCAUUAUGCCCGCCUAUUGACAUCUUGGCAGGAGAACGACAACGGCAACAUAGGAGGAAGAAGGAAGAGCAGCGGAAGGUCCUCUGCGACAAGCAGAGGCCUGAGAGUCUUCGACUCUAG
Molecule: messenger RNA, 486 nt
Organism: Diorhabda carinulata
Lineage: Eukaryota; Metazoa; Arthropoda; Insecta; Coleoptera; Chrysomelidae
Exons: 1
Coding region: 1-486 (161 amino acids)
Source: RefSeq, a predicted model, not a curated record